GAGGACAGCUUCACGGACGGAGUGAACUCCCAGUUCUUCUUGGAUGCUUCGCGCGGCCGCUUCACAGUGAACGGAGAGGUCUUCUGCUUCCAGGAUGCGGCCGGCGAGGACGAGGCUUCCUUCGUGGCCCGGCUGGAAGCUGCAGUGCGCGCCGUUGCGCCCGCGGCGCUGCUCGAGCGUGUGACCACCGCCAUGAGCCAAUCUGGCUUGGCCGCGCUCGAGAAGGCGAGCCUGUGCACCGUUGUGGUGUCUGGCGGGUCCCUCAGCGUCCACUACGCGCUGACCGCCGACUCGGCAGGCGACCCUGGCAGUGCGGUGGUGGAGCUGGGCAUGCAGCGCCGGGACUUCCGGGCGUACUUCGCUGGCAGCGACGACAUGGAACCCUUGCCCAGCGACGUUGGGUCGACCAUGUGGAAGGCAGCCACCGUCUUGUUCAGACCUGACGGCGACGUCGAUGUCAGGGAGCUGGAGGACGGCGUGGAGAUCAGGAGGGCAGGGCGGCUCCUGCCAGCGGCCGCGCUGCGCGCGCCCAUUCCGGCCCGCCCCGCGCCUGCCCGGGCGCCGCCCGGUGCUGCGUCCUGCUGGUCGGCGCCCCGCCAUCUGUGCUGGGCGCUCCGGUGGCUCCUGUGUUGCUGCUGCCGCCGGUGGCGGCGCCGAGACGCGAGGGAGUGGGCCGCGUGACCGCCGCGCGCCUGCGCGCCUGCCGCGGGAGUUCUGCCGUCCGCGACCACAACGGGUGUGGUUACGCCGGGUUGUGGUUGUCGAUCGGCGCCGUUGGGGCUUUGGGGGCCACCACGUUGCGCCGAAGCUCAAUCUUACUUGAGUCCUUUGCAAACCACACCCUUCGGAGUCGCCGAAGCUGGCAUGGGCCCGUGCGGCGGCCCUCUGCCCAGCCGCCGCGGCGCGCCGCGUGGCCACCUCGCUGCGUUGGCUGCGCCGCGCCCGCGCAAGCCGCCGAGCGGCCGGCGAAGAGCUGCCUCCGAGCCGCUGGGGGCAGUGCGGGCGGCUGGCGCGUGUGGUGUCU
Messenger RNA from Prorocentrum cordatum, 1024 nucleotides. NCBI's taxonomy places the organism in Eukaryota, Dinophyceae, Prorocentrales, Prorocentraceae. The record is from the annotation of a GenBank genome assembly.